Babesia bovis T2Bo is the source of this 2739-nucleotide messenger RNA. RefSeq names its product Endonuclease/Exonuclease/phosphatase family protein. Gene Ontology annotation, cellular component: cytoplasm. The transcript is spliced from 3 exons. Gene Ontology annotation, molecular function: sphingomyelin phosphodiesterase activity. The coding region runs from base 360 to 2735 and encodes 791 amino acids. NCBI's taxonomy places the organism in Eukaryota, Apicomplexa, Aconoidasida, Piroplasmida, Babesiidae. The record is from RefSeq and is a predicted model, not a curated record.
UUGUUAAUGUAUCAAUAGCAACAUUUGGCAAAAGUCUUGUAGUUGUCUACUACGUACCUUGUGGCAUAUCGCAUUGUAUAGCUCCGCAUGGGCGCACCUUUGAAGAGGAAAAGUCUAUGUAUUACACAUCAAGCCCGAGUCUUAGUGUGUGAUUUCCUAGAGCUACAUACGCAUAAGUGCCCGCUUUUUAUAGGAAUUUUAUUGCUAUAUCUAUCGUGCACAAUCUGGUCUACAGUAUCGUACGUACUCCCGGAAACUUUGAUUAAACAGAUGGAAAGGCUUUGAUAACUGCAGAUAUCCUCGUAGAGGAUACGCAUGAAAGAUAAUCGAGUUAUGGAUUUCACCGAGAGGUAUAGGAAAUGGAAAGGGACACUGGACCAACCAAAGUUUGCCGAAUAAAGCCAAGCAACCAUGGGCAGCGUCACGGAGUAUCGAAGCUAUAUGACCCAAGAGAAGGGUCAGCGUACGCCCGGAUGUCCAAGACGCAUGAAUUGAAUCUAAGAAAAUACCAGGAACAACAAUCUGCAAUCAGGCUAGCGGCGCCAUUCCCGUCAUUCGUCAGGGAGUGUAACAGCCGAUCAUUCCUAGAUGAUGGCGCUCUGUCGUUCGAUGAUUCGUCAGAUGGAUGGAUGCAUGAGUCUUCGUCGGAUUUCCAUCAUAAUACAGCUCUAAGCAGCACAAGUACAUCGGGAAGGUUGCUACAACCAAGCAUCUCACUGCCAUUGGGUUGGGAUGCUACUAAAACUGAUGAAGGAGAGACACAACAAAAGCAAGUACGUUCAAAUAGUGAACGGGAACCGCCAACCUUUGGCGCACGUAUACAAGUUCCAUAUAAAGACGAUGACGUAAAGACAAUUAAACCGAUAAAGUGUCCAACAUCACGAUGGGAGUCACGUGUAACGCAACCUAAAAAUACAAAGGAACCGAUACAAAUAGAAUCGUUCAGAAAUUCAACACUACAAAGUUUCAGAGCAGCGCCAGAUCUCACCCAAUCUUUCUCAAUGCUAACGUUUAACGCCGGGCUCCUAGAGGUGCGGAUGCUGGGUUUGCAGAUGUACCAAAAUCCGGGGUAUACAGAUAAAAGGUUAAAAUGCGUUCCCAGCGAAAUACGAAAGGCCAAUGCCGAUGUAGUGGCAUUCCAAGAAGUAUAUAGCAAUCACCAUGCACAUUAUAUCAUCAAGGAACUUAAAGAUCUGUACCCAUACUCAGUUAGGGAUGGCUGCGCCCCGGUAUCAGAUGAUUUCGAGCAUCUGUACGAGCGGAAUAAGAAAACAAGGAAACGUGGUAUAGCCAUGUUCCACAGCGGGCUGCUGUUCCUAAGCAAAUUCCCUAUCCUGUGCGCCAAGUUCCACCCGUGGGAUGUAGUCACGCAUCUGGAGGCGCUCUUGGCCAAUAAGGGAUACCUGGAAAUAUUUGUUGAUAUACCCGCAGCUGGCAAGAUUGCAUUCUACAAUGUGCACAUGGCAAGCGCCAGUGUCAACCCGGAAUCCACGCACGUGGAAACAGUUAGGAAUGAAGAAAUAAAACAACUGCUAAAAACAACAGAACGAGCCGCUAGCCUAGGAUUUGCACCAAUCGUAAUAGGAGAUCUCAAUGCAGCACCAAACAAUUGUGCAAGUAAUUACAUGUCGUUCAUACACAGAGGGUGGACGGAUGCAUACGUACUCUCGAGACAAAAAUCAAAGCACAAGAAAGUGACCAGUGUCAGAGAUAGGAUGCUAGCAAAAAGAACAAGCUCAAUCAUGAGCUUCCCAUCAAUCAACGAAACCAUAGGCGUGGAAAAUGUAUUCGGAGAUGAUAAAUCACAGAAGCCGCAAUUGGAAAAGGUUACAGUAAUGUCAAAUGUACCACGGAGCCGAUCAGGUGAUAUACUAAAACCAGCACACUGGUCAAUAUCCGAAGGGUCAAGAUGGUCAAGGUUCAUGGAAAGAUUUGCGUUGCAUAAGACAUAUCGUCUAAGAAAUGAAGAGGCUACGUGGCAAAGUAUCAAGGCAUACUACCCACAUGGCGACUCACUAAGCCUACGAGUAAUACAUUACCAUACACCCAGUAAAUUGAGGUCAAGGAAAACUAAAAAUCUAGAUAAAUUGCAAAAAAGAAUGCAAAAAAUUAAACCGAGAAUUUCGGUAAAGGCACCGUGUCUUAUAAAUAAUGGUUUGAAUCGAACGAAAACAUUUAAAGAACGGUGCUCGGAGCUGCUACGUAGGUCAAAGAACUUCUGGACAUCUGAACCUAAACAAGCAUCAAACUCAGUACCACAUAUUACGAGACACUCGAGAGUCGUGACAAAUCGAUCUGAAGUAUACUUUCUAGUGAGGAACCCAUCAAACCAACUUAAAGCACCACGGGUUAAAAGGUUCUAUUGGUGGAACAAAAGACGAAAUUUCAUGGAUGUAACCUGGGAUCCUAGAAAUCCACUGAAUAUGCACGGACCACACGCCGGGUGUAGCGGUCUGAGAUGUGAUUAUAUAUUCCUACCUCCACAAGAUCUUGCAGGAGUCCUCCAAGGCUUCAUACCAUCAGCUGGAGAAAUAUUGUUCAGAGAACCUAUAGUCAUGAUAGAUAAGGUGGGAUCAGCAUACAACUGUCUGUGCUCCGCAUUCACAAGCAUGAAGAAAGUUAUGCUCGUGACGCUGUCAGACCACUACGGUCUCAAAAUAACCAUGGUACGAAAUGCAAUUGUAAGAAGGAAGGGCUCAGAGUUUAUACUGCCACGCACAUAUCACAGUAUAUGAUAAC